This is a messenger RNA of Pleuronectes platessa (European plaice), 4147 nucleotides long. RefSeq names its product epsin-1. The transcript has 9 exons. The record is from RefSeq and is a predicted model, not a curated record. Bases 37 to 2769 code for a protein of 910 amino acids. NCBI's taxonomy places the organism in Eukaryota, Metazoa, Chordata, Actinopteri, Pleuronectiformes, Pleuronectidae. Gene Ontology annotation, molecular function: phospholipid binding; clathrin binding. Gene Ontology annotation, cellular component: plasma membrane; clathrin vesicle coat; endosome. Gene Ontology annotation, biological process: endocytosis.
UGGUGGUUUGAUUCCCCACCUCCCCCCUCACACACAAUGACGUCCUCUAUGCUUCGGCGACAGCUAAAGAACCUGGUCCAGAACUACUCUGAGGCUGAGGUCAAGGUGAGAGAGGCUACGUCUAAUGACCCAUGGGGCCCAUCCAGCACUCAGAUGGCCGACCUCUCUGACCUGACCUACAACGUGGUGGCCUGCAACGAAAUCAUGACGAUGCUCUGGAAACGGCUGAAAGACGACAAGAACUGGAGACACAUCCACAAAUCCCUGACACUGCUGGAGUAUCUAUUGAAGACCGGUGACGAUCGGGUGCUUCUGAAAAUGAAAGACAGCAUCUACAUCGUCAAAGCCCUCACAGAAUACCGCUUUGUGGAAAAAGAUGGCAAAGAUCAGGGUGGGACAGUAAGAGAGAAGGCCAAGGUUGUCCUUGUUCUAAUGGAGGACGAUGAGAAGCUAAAGGAAGAAAGAGACUUUGCCGUGAAGACCAGAGAGAAGACUUCAAAAAGCUCCGCAGCCUCUUCCUCGGAUGUCGUCAAGGAUCCUAGCUACACGCCAUGCUAUGUGGCCGGGGCCUCAGGGCUCCCAUCCUUAGACAACAUACCCUCAGUGGCUGACUUGACUGCUUCCUUCACCGCCCGCAAAGAGGAACGGAUUCGUCAGGAAAAUGAGAAGAAAGAAACGGAGAGAAGGGCUAAGUUGAGUGACGAUGAGCUGAAAUGGGAAGAUGCAGGCAUAGACACAAACGUCAAAGUUGUUGCUCGGAAAGAAGAGAAGGACGAGAAAGAGGAGGUGAAGCCAGGUCCUUGGGGAGUGCCCAAAGAACCUAAAGAGGCCACAGAUCCAUGGGGCAAACCCACAACACCGGACACCACUGAAAAAGCAGCUAGCAGUGAUCCUUGGGGGGGUUCAACUGAAGCUGAUGAUCAAUUUGCAGCACCUAAAACGGAUGAGGAUCCAUUUGCUGCAACAAAGAAUGGAGAAGAUCCUUUCGUAGCAUCGAAAGAUGAACAAUAUUCCUUCAACGCCACAGAAGACGAUCCCUUCAACGCCCCAAAAGACGAUCCCUUCAACGCCCCAAAAGACGAUCCCUUCAACGCCCCAAAAGACGAUCCCUUCAACUCGGCAAAAGACGAUCCCUUCAACGCCCCAAAAGACGACCCCUUCAACGCCCCAAAAGACGACCCCUUCAACGCCCCAAAAGACGACCCCUUCAACGCCCCAAAAGACGACCCCUUCAACGCCCCAAAAGACGAUCCCUUCAACGCCCCAAAAGACGACCCCUUCAACGCCCCAAAAGACGACCCCUUCAACGCCCCAAAAGACGACCCCUUCAACGCCCCAAAAGACGAUCUCUUCACUGCACCAGCAUCAACACCCCCUAAAGAAGAUCCUUUCUCUGCACCGCCCAAACCCGCUCAAGAUGACUGCUUUGCUGCACCAACAGCUCCGCCCAAAGAGGAUCCUAUCUCUGCACCAUCAAAGCCUAUAGAAGAUGACCCCUUUGGUUCUCCAACAACAACACCACCUCAAGGGGAUUCUUUCUCUGCAUUAUCCCAACCGACUAAGGAUGAUCCCUUCUCUGCCCCAACAACACCCCCCAAAGAGGAUCCCUUCUUUGCACCGUCCAAACCUGCACAAGAUUACGCCUUCACUGCGCCAACAACCCCCCCCAAAGAGGACCCAUUCCCAUCUAGUGCACCAAAGAAUGAUGCCUCAGAUCCCUUCGGUGCUCCUGCUGCAACAUCCCCCCAGGAGAGUGCAGAUGCUUGGGGAGCCCCUGCUAGCUCUCCACCUGCUGCUGUGUCAGAUCCCUGGGAGACACCAUCGACUCCAAAGGAAGCAAACAGUGGAGAUCCUUGGGGAGAUGAGGCCACUGUGACCUCAGCCACUAAUAAUUCUGAUCCAUUCGGGGAUGCAUCCCAACCGGACAAUGACCCAUGGGGAGCCCCAGCUUCAGCUCCAGCCAGCACAGACGAUGCGUGGGGGUCACCUGCUCCACCCUCGGCCUCCUCACCAGCCAAUGACCCCUUCGGAGAUGGAGCAUCCAAAGCCAAUGACCCCUGGGGUAAAUCAAGCAAUGCAACUAGCAAUGCCACAGGAAAGCGAACAAUGCACAAAGAGGAGACGUACAGAAAGACUGCUCAUUUCUUGGGCUCGGCGGGGGCGUCGCUAGUUGACUUGGACGAUCUAUGUUCUUCAAACGCCACCCAAUGCUCCCUCACCAACAACGCGCCCGCCGCCCACACACAAGCCAUCGGCCUGUUCAAAUCCAUGUCGUCAGGCCCUGGGCUCAGAUCAGGGGCUGUUGCCGGGGUGUCCCUUCCUGAUACGUCUCCCUUACCUUGGAGUCCUUUUGGUGCCACCCUUAUGUCCCCCCACGGCGCAUCUUCUGCUAAUCCGUCCAGUGAACCCCCCCAUCUUCAGCUACCAUUCUACGCUAUGGGAGCAUCCUAUUCAGGCUUCGGUGCGCUUCAGGCAGCUCCAGCUACUAGAACAACACCACCUGUUUCUGGGGGACCUCACAUGAAGCACCCCUGUGGGGGAGUGGGACCGGUGCAGACUGGACGUCCUGUGGGGGAUCCCUGGGCAGCCCCCCCUUUGUUGGAAACAGGAAUGGGUCAGUCCAGUUUCUUUGGAGGGAAUCUUCAAACUGGAGUGGGUCUUUCGGGAGGAUCCACUCCGUCGGCCGCAGGUGGAGUCACGAUGCAGCUGCUGUCAGGCAGCGGGCUGAGUGAGGCCGGGGGGAAACACAAUAAUCCAUUCCUGUUCUGACAAUGUGAUUGAUUUGGAAAUGUGUUAAAGAAGCACACGGUGUAGGUUCACAUGUUUCAGCCCUUUAAUCAGCAUCAUCCCCAUUUCUAAGCCAUAAGAUCACAGAUUGUGUUAAUGUGUACGUUACAGUUUGUGUGUGUCGUUACAUUCAGAAGGAGGUUUUUCAAAAAGGAAGAAAUCAGUGGUCUCCUGGAAAGUGCAAAAAAGAUAAAUGGCAAAUAGAUUAAUUAUUAACAGGCAGUGGUAUGUACCUGCACCUUAAAGGGCCCAAACAUGGAGAAACCACAUGUUGAUGCUUCCAUUGAACCCAUCAGCUCCCCAGUGUUCACCUGCUCCCCCCCCCCCCCCCCCCCCCCCAGGUCCAGUUAAUGUAACAGCCAUGGGGUUGAUGUAUACAGAGUAAUAUUUAAACUGUGUGUAAAGCUGUGUACUUCUUAUUUGAAACAAAUCUAUCGCAUCAGCAAAUUGAUUUUUUUUUUUUGUUUUGUUCCAUGCUUAAGUUUUGGAAACUGAUUGCGUGUGUGUGUGUCUGUGGGACCAGUGAAGAAUUUUGUGCGUAUUUGCUGUAUAUUGUGCUGAUGUAAAUAGUGAAAGAAAUCACAGAUAAACCUUGAAAUAUACUUUAUAAGAGAGCAUUACAAUCACGAGUAACUAUUUAUUGAUCUAUUUAUGGAUUGAUUCAUUGCUUGAUUAUUUAUUUGUGCAGCCAUGGCCUCAAACAACUGGUUCAAUCUGAUUCCAGUGAUCACAUGGUUCAGCGGUGAUGGUAUCUGGUCACAUUGCAUCACCAAUCAAUUCAGUAACCAGCGGUGGCUUGAACUUCCCUGUCGAGGUUGGUUGUUGAUCCCUGAGUCGUUCUCUCUGUCUCUCGAGGCAGAAAUGUGUUGUGUGAUGUUCAGCUGCAGCGUUGGCUCAUUAAAAACAGAAUUCUGACCUGCAUGCUGUCCGAGCAGAAUCCUUCUCUGUAUGAAAUAUCACACAUCUUAACAUGAAGUCGCUCUGCAGCCUUCUGCUUCUCUACGGCUCAAGAAGUAACAUGAACAGCAGCAGGAUCAAUGCUAGUGCAUGAGAUCCAGGCUCAGCUUGAACCAUGAAACAGACAUGGUGACAUUCACAUCUCUUCAUGUCCUUCAUGUAUGUUUGAUUCCUUAAUAUGAUCUCUGGUGGGAAAAUGGACUCAAAAGACCUUAAACUAUUAUUUUGUUCCAGUAGAGGAUGAUUCGACUGAAAGAACAUUAGACCAUAACACUAUUAUUAUUUCUCAAGUUUAAUUUAGACAGAAAAUAAAUUUAUUUUGCUCUGUAUCCAGAUUUAAAGUUGUGUUGUGAACUGUGACAGUAUAAAGAACAUUUGAGAAAUAAACUGACACAAUAAGCGA